AUGGAUCCAGUAACUGGGAAGCUAUGGACUGACGAGUAUGAAGACCGAGGGUUUAUGAAGGUCUUCGAUAACGCAUACAGUCCAGACAUAAUCAUCAAGGUUGGCACGGAGCAAAACCAAAGACGAUAUAAUGCUCACGAAGCGAUUAUCAGCAGAGCUUCGGAUUACCUGAAAGAACUUUGUCAAACUGCCGAUAAAGAAGAUGGCAAGAAAGUGGUCAACCUUCUGCAUUUAAAUAUUGAUCCAGAAGCAAUGAUGUCCGGAAUUCGAUGGAUCUACGGUGAUUCCUAUGCUUUCACAGAUAGCUGCAAUACCCCCUUAUUCUACGCAAAUAUUAUGAUCGCAGCAUCCAAGCUCGGAAUUGAAGACCUAGGAGUCGCUGUAGCAGGGCACUUUAGCGAAUGGCAGACAAAUCUAUCAAUUUCCUCGACCUCAGAGUUGAUCGAUGAAAACUUCACCGACCAAUGCGAGUAUUGGAAGUUGAUCAGGGAUAUCUCUAACUGGACACACGGUUGGCAUCUUGACAGUCUCACCCAUUUUACGAGGAAUACUCAAGCGAGUCUUCCAUUCUUGCAGCUCUUCUACCGGAGAGACAGCAAGUAUUUCUCAACUUUUCGCCAUGCGAAAAAUGCAAGCGACGUCAAAAAGAGAAAGCCAAAUUGA
Messenger RNA from Orbilia oligospora ATCC 24927, 663 nucleotides. RefSeq lists its product as uncharacterized. Gene Ontology annotation, molecular function: protein binding. Lineage: Eukaryota; Fungi; Ascomycota; Orbiliomycetes; Orbiliales; Orbiliaceae. The transcript has 2 exons. The record is from RefSeq and is a predicted model, not a curated record. The coding region runs from base 1 to 663 and encodes 220 amino acids.